GCUGAUGGGUCCUCCUGGGGGGUGGGAGGAGGAGGAGAAAAGGCGUUGUGUGCACUCGAGGAUCUGCCUCGUCCGCUUGAUAUUUAUUUAUUUCCAUCCUCCCUAGAGCUGGGCAGGUGGGCGGAAAGGAGGGCGCAGAGCUGAGCAUCCAAGCAGGGAGCGGCUGAGACGGAUGCCCCGGCAGGCUCGCUAGCUCGGCCUCCUCUCUCCACGGUCCCAUUUUUUUGUGGGUGCUUGGGCAUGGAUUUCAACAUGAAGAAGCUAGCCUCCGACGCGGGCGUUUUCUUCACCAGGGCUGUUCAGUUCACAGAGGAGAAGUUUGGCCAGGCCGAGAAGACAGAGUUGGAUGCCCACUUUGAAAACCUCCUGGCCCGAGCAGAUUGCACCAAGAACUGGACGGAGAAAAUCUUACGUCAAACUGAAGUCCUCUUGCAGCCAAACCCUAGUGCCAGAGUUGAAGAGUUCCUUUAUGAGAAGUUGGACCGAAAGGUGCCCUCUCGGGUCACCAACGGGGAGCUCCUGGCUCAGUAUAUGAUUGAGGCAGCCAAUGACUUUGGCCCCAAUUCCCCUUAUGGGAAGACCCUCAUCAAAGUUGGUGAAACAGAGCGGCGCUUGGGUGGAGCAGAGAGGGACUUCAUCCACUCUGCCUCCAUCAACUUCCUCAGCCCUCUGCGCAAUUUCCUGGAGGGUGACUGGAGAACUAUUUCGAAGGAGAGACGGAUCCUGCAAAACCGCCGUCUAGACCUGGAUGCGUGCAAAGCAAGGCUGAAGAAAGCAAAGGCUGCAGAGGCCAAAGCAGCGGCUGUGCCUGACUUUAACGAGACUAGACCACGUAAUUACAUUCUCUCCGCCAGCGCAUCAGCGCUUUGGAGUGACGAGGUGGAAAAAGCAGAACACGAGCUCCGGAUGGCCCAGACUGAGUUUGACCGGCAGGCAGAAGUGACCCGUCUCCUCCUGGAAGGGAUAAGCAGCACACAUGUCAAUCACCUUCGCUGUCUUCAUGAAUUUGCUGAAGCUCAGGCCACAUACUAUGCCCAAUGCUACCAGUACAUGUUGGACUUGCAGAAGCAGCUGGGAAGUUCCAGAGGAGAAAUGCUUCCUGGAACUUUUGUGGGCAACGCAGAGUCCACCUCACCUCCGCCAGCCACUGCCUCACCCACCACCAUUGCUGCAGGUGCUGCCACAGGCCCAGCUGUACCCAUCAUUCCAGUGGUGCCCACUGUCAUUGGAGCACCUAACUCUGCCCCUGCUGUUGAAGCCCUGAACCCCAGUGAUGUGAAGCCCCCUGCCAGCGGGACACGGAAGGCCCGGGUCCUCUAUGACUAUGAAGCCUCAGACAGCACUGAGCUGUCUCUGCUCUCAGAUGAGAUGAUCACUGUGUACAGCCUCCCAGGGAUGGACCCAGACUGGCUCAUAGGAGAGAGGGGCAAUCAAAAGGGCAAAGUCCCUGUUACCUACUUGGAACUUCUCAGUUAAGCACACCUGCCGAGGAUCCUCCAAGCAAGUCACACACCUUUCCCGUGACCUGCCAUAGUUUUUCAGAGGCUGCUGACUACGUAAUUCCAUCUAAGGCCAUUUGCUCUCUUCUGGGUCAGAUUUCCCCCCCAUCUGUGUUUGGAUUAAGGCACAGAGAUGACCAAUGAGCUUUCCAAGGCUUUUAAGAUUGACUCUGUCAACCAUUCCCACAACUGGCUUCUAGAGUUGGUGGGACCCAACUUGGAUUCCCUCUCUGGUCCAAUAAGCCCUUUUGAGGAUGGCUGACAGGUGAAAUGAGGACUAGCCCCUUGCUUUUUUCCUCCUCCUUCUUGUUUCUGCUGCAAUUAUUUGGGUCAAACCAAAUGGAAUUAAUGGAAGUCACCUGUAAUA
Molecule: messenger RNA, 1866 nt
Organism: Podarcis raffonei (Aeolian wall lizard)
Lineage: Eukaryota; Metazoa; Chordata; Lepidosauria; Squamata; Lacertidae
Gene: SH3GLB2
Product: SH3 domain containing GRB2 like, endophilin B2
Exons: 12
Coding region: 241-1476 (411 amino acids)
Biological process (GO): membrane organization
Cellular component (GO): cytoplasm; membrane
Molecular function (GO): protein binding
Source: RefSeq, a predicted model, not a curated record